GAAGCUAUGAGCCAUGAAGCCGCCCGGCGGAACUUCUCUGCGGCAGCCCUGCUUCUCCGCCGGCCGCCGCUGCAGCCUCCUCGCCGCCGCCUCCGCCACCUCCUCCGCGUCUUGCCUGGUGCGGCUGCCCCUGCCCAGCUUCGUCCACCUCUUCUUCUGGGCCCUCCUGCUCUUCUGCCCCGGCUGCCCGCAGAGCUGGGGGGUCAUCGCGGCCACCGCUCUGCAUUGGAAUGAAACCGCAGGAAAUAUAGAAGGAACACUGGCAGAUGAAGACACUGCAUUUCAACAGUCUAACAGUAGUAGCAGUAAAAAUAACAGUCACAACAGUGCAUUCCAGAAAGAAAUCAUAUUGCCUUCAAGACUUGUCUAUUAUCUUAAUAGAGACUCUGAAAGCCCUUAUCAUAUACUGGAUACUAGAACAAGGUACCAGCAAAAACACAAUAAGGCUGUGCAUCUGGCUCAGGCAAGUUUCCAGAUUGAGGCCUUUGGCUCCAUGUUUAUUCUUGAUCUCUCAUUGAAUAAUGAUUUAUUAUCCUCUGAUUAUGUGGAGAUUCAUUAUGAAGAUGGAAAACCACAAUAUUCAAAGGGUGGAGAGCACUGUUACUAUCAUGGGAAUAUCAGAGAUAUCAAAAACUCCAAAGCUGCACUUUCUACAUGUAAUGGACUCCAUGGCAUGUUUGAAGAUAAUACCUACGUAUACUUGAUAGAACCUAUGGAAUUGACUCACAGCACAAGCAGUGUGGGUAGACCACACGUCAUCCAGAGAAUAUUAGCAACAAAUGCCUCCAAGCAAGUAGAAGACCUGGACUCCACUUCUGAAUGGCCCUUCCUAUCUGAGUUGCCGUGGUUAAGAAGAAGAAGAAGAAGGGCUGCAUCAGAACGCAUAUUUCAAGAAAUGAAAUACUUGGAACUGAUGAUUGUUAAUGAUCACAAAAUGUUCAAAAAACAUCGAUCAGCCCAUGUUUACAUAAACAACUUUGCGAAAUCUGUGGUAAAUCUUGUAGAUGCUAUUUACAAGGAGCAACUGAACACAAGGGUGGUUUUGGUUGCUGUUGAAACCUGGUCUGACAGGGAUCGUAUCACUAUUCGCCCUGACCCGAGGCAGAUGCUUCAUGAUUUUUCCCGAUACCGACAGCAGUACAUCAAGCAGCAUGCUGAUGCUGUUCACCUUCUCUCGAAUGUGACGUUUCAUUAUAAAAGGAGUAGUCUGAGUUAUUUUGGAGGAGUGUGUUCUGUGCCUCGAGGUGUUGGUGUCAAUGAGUAUGGUCUUCCCUGGGCAAUGGCACAAGAACUGUCCCAAAGUCUGGCUCAGAAUUUAGGAAUACAGUGGGAACCGGGAGCCAGAAAACCAAAAUGUGACUGCACAGAAUCCUGGGGUGGAUGCAUCAUGGAGGAAACGGGUGUCUACCAUCCCAGAAAAUUCUCAAAAUGCAGCAUUGCUGAAUACAAGAGCUUUUUAGGAAGAGGAGGAGGUUCCUGUCUUUUCAACAGGCCAACAAAGUUGUUCGAUACCACUGAGUGUGGAAAUGGGUAUGUAGAACCGGGAGAAGACUGUGACUGUGGAUACCAAAUGGAUUGCCAUGAAAACUGCUGUAAGAAAUGCUCGCUGUCUAAUGGAGCGCAUUGCAGCGAUGGCCCAUGUUGCAAUGAAACCUGCCUUUUUUUUCCACGAGGCAUGGAAUGUCGAGGCCCUGUAAAUGAGUGUGAUAUUCCAGAGAUCUGCACUGGAGACUCUGGCCAGUGCCCACCAAAUCUUCAUAAGCAAGAUGGAUUUCCUUGUGAUGCAAGUCAGGGACGUUGCUACAGUGGAGAGUGCAAAUCGAGAGAUAAUCAGUGCAAAUACAUUUGGGGAACAAAGGCUUCAGGUUCGCAUAAACACUGUUAUGAGAAGCUUAACACAGAAGGUACUAUAAAAGGAAACUGUGGCAAGGAUGGAGAUAAAUGGAUUCCAUGCAACAAACAUGAUGUGUUCUGUGGAUUAUUGCUUUGUGCAAAUCUUGAUGGAGCUCCGCGAAUUGGUCACCUUCAGGGAGAAAUUACACCAACUUCUUUUUUCCAUCAAGGUGUAGUAGUAAACUGCAGUGGCUCUCAUGUACUUUUAGAUGACGAUACAGACUUAGGCUACGUAGAAGAUGGAGCUCCGUGUGGUCCUUAUAUGAUGUGCAUGGACAGAAAGUGCCUAUCCAUUCAGUCCCUGAACAUAAGCAGUUGCCCUGUUGGUAUUAAUGGAAAAGUUUGUUCAGCGCAUGGGGUAUGCAGCAAUGAAGCUACAUGCAUUUGUGAUAACACCUGGGCAGGUAUGGAUUGUAGCAUGCCUGAUAUGAGAAGAAAAGAAGACCCAGAACAACCAAAUGGACCAAAGGGUCCUAGUGCCACCAAUCUUAUAAUAGGUUCCAUCGCUGGUGCCAUCCUGGUAGCAGCUAUUGUCCUUGGGGGGACAGGAUGGGGCUUUAAGUAA
Molecule: messenger RNA, 2458 nt
Organism: Heteronotia binoei (common prickly gecko)
Lineage: Eukaryota; Metazoa; Chordata; Lepidosauria; Squamata; Gekkonidae
Gene: ADAM23
Product: ADAM metallopeptidase domain 23
Exons: 25
Coding region: 14-2458 (814 amino acids)
Biological process (GO): proteolysis
Cellular component (GO): presynaptic membrane
Molecular function (GO): metalloendopeptidase activity
Source: RefSeq, a predicted model, not a curated record